Messenger RNA from Passer domesticus (house sparrow), 4593 nucleotides. It is a transcript of the gene EFCAB5, whose product is annotated as EF-hand calcium binding domain 5. The transcript is spliced from 22 exons. Lineage: Eukaryota; Metazoa; Chordata; Aves; Passeriformes; Passeridae. Gene Ontology annotation, molecular function: calcium ion binding. The coding region runs from base 515 to 4534 and encodes 1339 amino acids. The record is from RefSeq and is a predicted model, not a curated record.
ACCCCAACGGCCGCCGAGCGCCGCGCUGCCCUCAGUGCCCGCCGGGACUCACCGAGGCGCAGGGGCUGGAAGUGGCGCUGGGGUUUCAGCCUGGUGCCACCGAAUUCAUCAGGAGGAGAUCCUCACCUCUGGUUAACACAGUCCUCCCUUCAGCUGGUAAUGGGCUUGAGACAGUUCUGGACUUUGUGAACCUUGAAUCUGAAGUCAUGUGAUGCCAUGUUCUAAGUUCAGUACAGAAGAGUCUGUUGGGCUGUGCCAAAGCCAAAAGACAACCUACAGCAAUUUUGAACGUGGAAAGGCAUAGCAACCUUUGGGAUUAUUGCUUAGCAACUGCAAACACACAGAGGAGUAAAACUCACAGCCCAGCUCCACAGCAGGUCUGAGAAAUCCCUAAUUCACUUCAAGAUUUUUAAUGGUUGAUGGGCAUAUAUUAAAUCCCUGUUGAUUUGCAAAGCCACUUUGAAUGAAGGAGGAAUAACAUCUAUUUUGAUACCUGCUCCAAAGUGAUUGAGGUAUGGCUGCUCAGCCAGAAGAAUCAGCCCAAUCUGCUGAUCUACAAGAUCCAGAACUUGGACAUAAGGACAGGACUGCAGCAGAGAUGGAAAGCAAUCAGGGGGGUGAUGAACUGCCAUGUUCCAGUACUUACACUUCGUGGGAAGAGUGUUUUCAUGAAAAGGUACAACAAAGGUGUCUGAGUUUGCAGGAGACAAAGAUAAGGCUGGUUCAAGCACAAAAGGCAGAAGAAGCAAAGGUGAGGAGGAGAGAACCCGGGGACAGGCUGGCCAGAGAGUGGUACAAUGAGGACAAGGAGACACUCGAUACUCGCAUCUAUUUGCUCGACAACCUCCUCCCUACAUUAAUCCCAGGAACAGAAAGUUUGUUAAUGGCAGUGGAAAGAAACCAUGUGCUUGUAUCAGACCAAGAACCAACCAGAUUUAAGCCCGUUAAUUAUCUUGCAGAAUACCUGAUGAGGCACAACCCUCAGUAUAGUGUUCCUGCAAAACCAGGACCAUACCUGACAGAAAUGAAGGUGGUCUCAGAGGAGCUCAAAUCUUUGAGGCAAGGUACACCAUCACAGAGGCUGGUCCAGAUGAAGGCUGAGGCAAAGAAAAAACAUGAGGAAAUGGAGGAGAUAGAAAGACAGAAGAAUGAGGAGACAGAGAGGAGAAAGGAGGUGUUGGCAGUUCUGAUCAAGGAGUGGACAGUGGAUGGCCAUGAAAAAAUCCCAGCAGCACUGGUUCAGAGUGCCUUGAGGUCUUUUCCAGAUGUCACUGAUUCUAUUCCUGAAGAUAUGAGAAAAGCAACCCAUGACAGGAAGCUGAAAAUCUUAAACACAUUGGAAAAAAUAGUAUACCUAGAUGAGUUCACAAAGCUUAUCUUUCCCUACACUGAACGUGUGUCAAGUGACAAGUUCCAAGAAAUCAUGGAAUAUCUCCAUAAGUGUGCUGAGGACUUCCAAGAAGCAACAAAACAUGACACACGGAGGCAAAUUUUUAUUGACCUCUUCCAAGCUUGUGAUUAUGGAAAGGUUGGUGUCUUGGAUAGACAAAAAAUACUGGUCCUGCUGAGACACUUCUAUGACAGAAGGCCCAUGACUGAUGAGUGGGAACUCUGCAACCCCAGAGAAUGGCCAAUAAUUGAGCUGCAAGAUAUUAAUCUUAUGGAUUUCUGGGGAAGCCUUGGUGACCAGGAAGUUUGUGAGGAACUCAGUGAAAAUUUGGUCUUGUCUGAAAUGGAAAUUUCUGAGGUAGAGAUUUUAGGAAGUGAACCUGUAGAUGAUGACAGGCAAGAGACUGACAGAAUGAGCACCAGCGUUGCAGAAGAAGUUGUUGAAGAAAUGGGCACGAGUGAAACUGAGACUGGAGGAAUUUCCAGGGAGGAAAAUGAAGCAGAAGAGCCAAGUGCUUCUGAAGUGGGCAAGGAAGGUGAGGAUGCCAUGUCAGCAGAGGAAAGCACUGGCCUUGAAGCUGCUGAUUUGGAUGGAGAACCUGGAUCUGGAGAACCAGAGGAACCCAUCCUGGAUGGUGAGCCUGAGACAGAAACAAAACCAGAAGAAGAUUAUACUUCAGCUGGAGAGCUUGGAUCAGAAGGGCAAGUUAGUGAAGAGGACAAUGAAGUUACAGAGACAACACCUGAAGGUACAAGCAGUGGCCUUGAAGCUGCUGAUUUGGAUGGAGAACCUGGAUCUGGAGAACCAGAGGAAUCCAUCCUGGAUAGUGAGCCUGAGACAGAAACUAAACCAGAAGAAGAUUAUACUUCAGCUGGAGAGCUUGGAUCAGAAGGGCAAGUUAGUGAAGAGGACAAUGAAGUUACAGAGACAACACCUGAAGGUACAAGCACGGCCUCAGGAGAUGGAGCUGUGACAGACACAGAUGUCACUGAUUCCCAACAGGACACUCCAGCUGCAGAGGCUGUGAAAGAAACCUCUGCAAGCAACGAGAGCCAGUCUGACCAACAGACAAGCUCAGAGGCAAGACUGCAGGAUGAGAGCCUUCUGCAUGACCAGGGUAAAGACUCAGGUCCCAGCGUGGCAGAGAUUCAGAACAGUCAGGAUUCUUGUACUAAGAUCUCUGCUGCAAGCUGCCUCACCCCGCCACAGUUUGUACAGCUCAUGGACAAUUUUGUUGGUGAAGACAUUCCUCUGCCUAUUGUGAAGAGGCUUACUGUAUUUAUCAAAGCAGAAUAUGAACAGACAGAAGAGGAAAAAGUGAAACAACGAGAAAAAGUUCAGCGCACGUCUCACCUGGCCCAAAGGAAACAGCUUUUGGAGGCACUGUUUGAAAAGUGGGACAGCAAAGCAUGUGGGUUUCUGGAACUGGAAGAGGUGAUUGCUGUUCUGAGCACAUUCAAGGGACACAUGGGAAAAGAGGCCUUGAUGAAGGCAAAGGAAGAGCUUUGCUCCCAAUACCCACAAAUCAGUAAAGUGGGCAAGCUGUCCCCAAAGGCAUUCCAGAUUUUCCUUGAAUUAAUUGCUUCCAAGUUCACUGGCAAUGAGGAUGAAACUAUGGAUAACUUGGUGAGAUUCCUGACCACAAGUGUGGAACAAAGUCACACCACAAGCUUGCAAAGCUCAGCCAGGAGGAAAUGGCUGCAGGAUAUCCAGAAAGCAGCUGAGACCAGUGGAACAAGCAUGGAACCAGUGUACAAAGCAGUGAUGAAGGCCCUGUCCCAGGACAUGGAAGCCCAUGGGGAUAACAAGAAGAUCAGUGCAUAUAUUGCCCUUUUGGAAGAGGACCAGCUCUCCCCAGAGCAGGGACAGGUUCUGCUGCGCUACGUGGCCUGCACUGCAGAUCAUGCUCCCUACCUACUAAACCAAGCACUGCACAGAGACAUGAAAGGAGUCAGCUUUGCAGCCAUUGACCAGGGAAAGCCAAUCUAUGUUCCAAAAGUCCAGCACCAUGGAAACAUUCAAUUCUGGAACUCUGACCUCCCUGAGGAGAAGAGGAAAGGUUCACUCCUGGUGCUGCCCCUGUAUGAUGCUCAUUGGAGAGUUUUUGGCAUUCUAGGACUUGACACUCUUCAGGACCAGUGUCAUAAAUCCAUCUUUCUGACCCAUGAGAUCACUUUCUAUGAGGGAGUUUGUCAUGCAUUCAGCAAAGCCUACCACCACAUCUGCAUGCGGGAAAAUAUCCUACAAGUGGCUGUCACUGCUCUGGACUGGUUGUAUCCCAGGACACCCAGCAUCCACGCUGUCACAACCUAUCUGGUGGAACCUGGCACAGACAAGAACUAUGCUCUGUGCAAGAUGAUCACUACAGAUAACGCAGGACAAAAGGAAAUCCACAGGUCUCCUGUGGUUCUCCUCAGAGAGGAAAACCUCCUCAGAGAUUACCUGUUCAAGUGCACAGACAGUUCAGAGGUCACUCUCACUUCUGUCUAUGGAGAACACCACAUCACAGUACCUCUCCAUGACCUAUCAAGACAAACUCUUGGCAUAUUUGAUAUCAGCAUUGGACAGCACAAGAAAUUACCACCUCAGGAACAGAAAGACCUGCAGAAAAUGCUAAAGAUGGCCCAAGCUGCCUGCUCAGAGAUCCUGGAGAGGUUUCUACAGGAAAGAGAACCAACACAAGUGCUGGAGGCAGAACGUGUGGCAACUCUGAGGCACGCAGGGAUUCUGUUCCACCGGUUCAUGCUGCAGGAGCUGCGUGAGUGUGUCCAGAAACUCAGUGCUGAGAGCUUUGCUAGAAUGAAGAGCUGUGCAGAGCCCCCAGCUCUGGUACACGAUGUGGUUAAGGCUGUGCUGCUGCUUUUGCAUCCAGACUGGAAGGGCUCAGAGGAGAUUGAGAGCUGGAGUCAGUGUAAACUGAAACUCGAUGACAAUUUGAUUCAGGAGAUUUAUUGCUUUGAUCCAACUGCUUCAUCUGUGCAAGUUCAAGCAGAGCUGCUGCUGGAUCUCAUCACUGGUGUCCCUCAAGCAGCAGUGUGGCAGCAGGACUCUGCUCCAGUCCAGUACCUGUGCCAGUGGCUUCACACCUGCCUGGCGCUUGUGGAGAUCACAAAGAGCCAACACACUGAAAAAACACAUCCUUAGCCCCUUUUGGCAUCCAGUUCUACUGUGCCUUCAAUUAAAUCUCUUAAUUUCUCAUCUAA